AUGGCCACUGUUACAGAGUACAACAAAACCGGCUCCCUUCGGACCGAGCAAGAGAAGCUUACAGAUUCCAGGGCGCCUGCUGAUACCAUCAACCCCGAAUCCGCGAGCUCUGAGAUGGAGGUUACACAAAAACGGAAAGCGUCUAUAGACUCCCUUGAUGGAGCGGAAGAAUCAUCAAAAAGGGCAAAAUUCGAUGAUGGCGAUCAUGGCGACCCACCUGCACAGGAUUCGACACAGGACUCGAGGUCGCGCGACGAAGAUUCCCGAGCCAGUACCGCUCGACGGGCGCCUUUAUCAAGGGAUGAAGAGAAGAAGCGGGGUAAGCGGCUGUUUGGAGGUCUUUUGAGCACCCUCAGCCAGACCAACUCCAGCUCGCAGCACAAGAAGAGGAGGGAGAUUGAGCAGCGACAGCAGGAGAAGGCGCAGAAGCAGAGGGCAGAAGACGAAAAGAGACGGACAGAGAAGCUCGCGCGGAUCACCGAGGCGCGGUGGAAGGAGCAAAUCUUGUUUGACGAGAAAGUCUACUAUCGACCGUGGAAGCUUACCAAAGAACAAGAAGACGAGAUUGACGACCAGGUGCAAGACGCUAAGAACACCAUCGCGAGAGAACUCGAAGCGUUCAAAGAUCGGAAAGAAGAACACGAGAGACGCCACGGCCGUGCCAGGCCGCCGGCCACGGCCCAGGAGGAGCCUGUGCCCAUGGUCACAGAAGAUCAACCAGCAGAGGCUCCGCCAGAGGUUUCUGCUGAUGCUCCCGCAGCUACCGACCACACAGCUGCGUCUUCCGACAGAGACAGACAUGAGCGGGACACACAUGACGAACCUGGUGAUGUCGUUGAAAACGACGAGGAUAUGGUUAUCUACUAA
Molecule: messenger RNA, 867 nt
Organism: Colletotrichum lupini
Lineage: Eukaryota; Fungi; Ascomycota; Sordariomycetes; Glomerellales; Glomerellaceae
Exons: 2
Coding region: 1-867 (288 amino acids)
Source: RefSeq, a predicted model, not a curated record